AUGAAUGCUACAACAGCGAACCAGUCGGACUGCCCUGAGGUUGAGGUCCCUGUCCCAGUCUUUUUCAUCAUUGGCGCAGUGAGCCUGGCCGAGAACCUGCUGGUUGUGGUGGCCGUCAUUUGGAACAGGAACCUCCACUCGCCCAUGCACUGCUUCAUCUGCAGCCUGGCAGCCUUCAACACCAUCGCCAGCCUUACCAAAAGCUGCGAGACCUUGAUGAUUCUGUUUGCUGACGUAGGACAGCUGGAGAAGAAAGGAUCCUCAGAGAAGAAGCUGGAUGAUGUGAUGGACUCCCUGCUGUGCAUGUCGUUUGUGGGCUCCAUUUUCAGUUUCCUGGCUAUUGCUGUGGAUCGUUACAUCACCAUCUUCCAUGCACUUCGAUACCACAACAUCAUGACAAUGCAGCGGACGGGGGCCAUCUUGGGUGUCAUUUGGACGACAUGCGGGGUGUCAGCCGUGCUCAUGGUGCAAUUCUUCGAAUCCACCUUCAUCAUUAUCUGCUUUGUUGUCUUCUUCAUUCUCUCCUUUACAUUGAUCUGCUUCCUGUAUGUGUACAUGUUCAUGCUGGCGCGCAUCCAUGCCAGGAAGAUCGCUUCUCUGUCCAACAGCGGCUGGGGGAGGGGUCGUCAUCAGUGGUGGCGGGGCAAUAGCAUGAGAGGGGUGCUGACUCUCACCAUCCUGUUCGGGGCGUUUGUGGUGUGUUGGGCGCCGUUUUUUGUCCACCUCAUCAUCAUCACGGUGUGCCCCUUGAACCCGUACUGCGAGUGUUACCGAUCCCUGUUCCAGCUGCAUGUGGUGCUACUGAUGAGCCACGCGCUUAUUGACCCAGCCAUCUACGCCUUCCGCAUGGCUGAGCUCAGACACACCUUCAGGAAGAUGCUUUGUUUGGACUGGAGGCAUUGCUGACUGCGAAAAUCUCUUUGC
This is a messenger RNA of Acanthopagrus latus (yellowfin seabream), 924 nucleotides long. RefSeq names its product melanocortin 2 receptor (gene mc2r). Gene Ontology annotation, biological process: G protein-coupled receptor signaling pathway. NCBI's taxonomy places the organism in Eukaryota, Metazoa, Chordata, Actinopteri, Spariformes, Sparidae. Gene Ontology annotation, cellular component: membrane. The record is from RefSeq and is a predicted model, not a curated record. Gene Ontology annotation, molecular function: melanocortin receptor activity. The coding region runs from base 1 to 906 and encodes 301 amino acids. The transcript is spliced from 2 exons.